This is a messenger RNA of Drosophila suzukii, 615 nucleotides long. The record is from RefSeq and is a predicted model, not a curated record. NCBI's taxonomy places the organism in Eukaryota, Metazoa, Arthropoda, Insecta, Diptera, Drosophilidae.
GGUAAAGCCCUUUAUAGAAAAGUGUGGUUUCCUGCAGCAAAGGAUGUGUAAAGAAGGAAUAGAACCCUAAACAUGUUUGAAGGCGUAGGGAGUAACAAAUAUUUUGGAGGAAUUUCAAGCGAGGAUACGGAUAGAACUAAACUAAACAUAUUAUACCAUGGCUGGAAAGUGUGACUGGUGGUCGAGCAUCAGGGAUUACCAGUUCAUGAUUGAAGAACUGCCGACCUCCGAUGAUUUGACCACCUUUAUAAGCUAUGCUGCCAUAUUCCUGGUAUCCUGGUUCGUAAUUCUCCAUGUAACCCGGUUCCUGUUGUCGCUCUUUUUGCCCCUAAUUAUGAUGACUACGGGACUCUUGAUCUUCCGAUUUCUGCGCACCUUUAACUUCUCCGAUUUUAAGACCAUCUUCUUCGAGGCACUGGAUGUAAUUAUCGAUCUAUGUUUCGAUUUGUAUCGUAAGAUGUGGCCAAAUAUCAAAGAAUUCGUUAUUAACCGAUGGUCUGGCAAAUAAAUUAUGCACUGGCGAUGAUAAUGGCGAAACUUCUAAUCAAAAUAAUUUGACAUUUAUAUUAAAAGAAAAAAGAACUAUGUUGAUAACUAUUUGAAAUUUAUAUUAAA